ACACCCCCCACAACCACUCUCUCUUCACUCUCACUCACUCACUCACUCACUCUCUUUUUUCUAAUUUUUUGCUUGCCUUCAUUUUUUAAUUUUUUUUAUAUAAUUAAUUAAUUAAUACUAUAAUACUACUAUUUCAUCUUCACUUCCUUUCUAACCGGAUCACUGAAUCUCGAUGGAUGGAUGGAUGGAUAAGUAAAGCUACAUUCAUUUAUUCAUUCAUAAAGUUUUUCAUUAAUUAAUUAAUUAAUUAAUUAAACCGGUGAUUAAAUUUGGUAAUUAUUGUGAAUUAGAAGCGAUGUUAUUGUUAAGUGAUAAUAAUGAAUGAAUCAUCAUAGAUUCAAGAAAUGGGAUGUGUGAUUAGUCACCAAUCCAAAUCUGGAAGAAUAUCUCAAAACAAAGUUGAUGGAGGAUCCACGUCGACGGUGAAGAAGAAGAAGAAGAAGAAUGGUGUGAGGGACAAUGCUGAUGAUGAUAGGGUUCAACAACCGUCUCAAGGUGGCGAAACUAGAAGAAGAUCAAAACCGAAUCCAAGGUUAAGUAAUCCACCUAAGCAUUUACAUGGUGAACAGGUUGCUGCUGGAUGGCCACCUUGGCUCACUGCAGUUUGUGGUGAAGCUCUUAGUGGUUGGAUUCCGCGAAAAGCCGACACAUUCGACAAAAUUGAUAAGAUUGGGCAAGGAACUUAUAGUAAUGUGUACAAAGCUAAAGACUCGUUGACUGGUAAAAUUGUUGCUCUGAAGAAGGUUCGAUUUGACAAUUUGGAACCUGAGAGUAUUAAAUUCAUGGCUAGAGAGAUUCUUAUUCUGCGAAGGUUGGAUCAUCCAAAUGUUAUUAAGUUGCAAGGUUUAGUUACAUCAAGGAUGUCCUGUAGUUUGUAUUUGGUGUUUGAUUACAUGGAGCAUGAUUUAGCUGGACUUGCUGCAAGCCCGGUAAUCAGGUUUACACAGCCUCAGAUAAAAUGUUACAUGCGUCAGCUGUUAUCGGGACUUAAGCAUUGUCAUAACCGUCAUGUACUUCACCGUGAUAUUAAAGGAUCAAAUCUUCUUAUUGACAAUGAAGGAAUACUUAAGAUUGCUGACUUUGGAUUGGCAUCCUUUUUCGAUCCAAACCAUAGGCAUCCGAUGACUAGUCGUGUAGUAACACUUUGGUAUCGGCCUCCUGAGUUGCUUCUUGGUGCCACAGAUUAUGGUGUGGGUGUAGACCUUUGGAGUGCUGGAUGUAUUCUAGGAGAGUUACUGGCUGGAAAACCAAUUAUGCCCGGCCGUACAGAGGUGGAGCAAUUGCAUAAGAUAUACAAACUAUGUGGUUCACCUUCUGAUGAAUACUGGAAGAAAUCAAAGUUGCCCAAUGCUACCUUGUUUAAACCUCGAGAGCCAUACAAGAGAUGCAUAAGAGAGACAUUCAAAGCUUUUCCACCGUCUGCUCUACCCCUUAUUGAUAAUCUUCUUGCAAUUGAUCCUGUAGAACGGAAAACUGCAUCGGAUGCUUUAAGAAGUGAGUUCUUUGCCACAGAACCGUAUGCUUGUGAUCCUUCUAGUCUUCCAAAAUACCCCCCAACCAAAGAAAUGGAUGUUAAAAGACGGGAUGAUGAAGUGAGGAGACAAAGAGCUGGAAGCAAAGCUCAGGUUGAUGGUUCAAAAAAGCAUCGUAUACGUGAAUGUGUUGUGAAAGCUAUGCCUGCUCCCGAAGCCAACGCCGAGCUUCAAUCCAAUAUUGAUCAGAGAAGACGUCUAAUCGGUCAUGCAAAUGCCAAGAGCAAUAGUGAAAAGUUUCCUCCACCACAUAAAGACGGACAAUUUGGCUUUCCUUUGGGAUCUUCGCAUCAUAUUGAUCCAGAUACCAUUCCUACCGACGUAUCUUUCAUUUCAACCAGAUAUACCUAUUCAAAGGAACCAUUCCAAGCUUGGUCGGGUCCAAUUGGUAAUGCUGCUGAUAUUGGAGUGCCGAAGCGGAAGAAACACACUGCAGGAGAGGCAUGGGAUUUAUCAAAACCACAAAAAAGUGCCUCCAAGGAUACAUUUAAAGGAAAAGGAAUUAUAGUUUAGAUAUUUAGUACAUUCUUAUAGAGCCAAUUUAAGAAUCUGCCUCUGCUUCCUCAUUUUUGGAUGCCUACCCACUUGCUGAGCAAAAUGUCCACUUCCUGAGUAUAAGAUAAUUGCUUAUCAGGUAGUGAUUUUUUUUUUUUUUUUUUACAGCCAUCAGCAAAUGAUGAUAUAAGAAUAAUAUUUCACCGUCUUUAAUUACAUCUUCAAAUUAUACCCCAUA
Molecule: messenger RNA, 2265 nt
Organism: Trifolium pratense (red clover)
Lineage: Eukaryota; Viridiplantae; Streptophyta; Magnoliopsida; Fabales; Fabaceae
Product: probable serine/threonine-protein kinase At1g54610
Exons: 7
Coding region: 345-2045 (566 amino acids)
Biological process (GO): protein phosphorylation; positive regulation of transcription elongation by RNA polymerase II
Cellular component (GO): cyclin-dependent protein kinase holoenzyme complex; nucleus
Molecular function (GO): cyclin-dependent protein serine/threonine kinase activity; RNA polymerase II CTD heptapeptide repeat kinase activity; ATP binding
Source: RefSeq, a predicted model, not a curated record